UAUUUUCGGAUAACCAUGGCAGCCAGGUCAUUUCCUCCACACUCAAGUUAAAUACAAAUCUCCCUAAAUUGUUUGUAUACAAACCAUUAUGGACGAAUCAAUGCAAAUUUGUAAAAGGUAAAUACGACUGUCCAGUAGUCUUUCAUUACAUUUUUUUUGUCAUUGCUUACCAGCCAUGGUUAUCUGAAAAUUAUUAUUAAAAAUAAAAUCUAGGAGAUAUGUGUGUGUAUACAUUUUUUAUUAUUGUGCUUUCACUGCAAAUUCAUUGAGCAUUGCAGCUCAUUGAUCUGAUGGGAGGAGGGAGGUGGGGGCGGGGUCACCAAGGCGGUGCAGAGAUUCCUUAUGAAUGGAACCCGGACUGGUGACGUCAAUGGGGGCGCUUGACGCAUGUGUCACGUGUCCCGGGUGGUCCUCUAUAAGAGGCACUGACGCUGUCCGCGGUGCUGAAAACAAGACGAGGGAGACGAGGAAUCCCGGCUUUGGAAUCCAAGCAAGUGGAGCGGACGGUAGGAAAUCCUAAUAGAAGAAAAAGAAAAAAAGAAAACAAAACAGAAGAGCGACUAAAAAGGAGGACAAGGAGAAGACACGGAGAAGGAGAAACGCACACCCACGGGGAAGUGUGCUGUGAAGCGUGACAACAAGACUGUGACGUCCUAAGGAGCGGAGGCUGGAAUCCCCUCACAGUGCUCCCACCUCAAGAAUCUCUUCAUCCUGCUCACGAGAGGCCAUGAUGGGUUCCCGCAACACCCCAAGUGUCCUUCUCCUCUUGGUUGUCUUUGCGUGGGCCUCCUCCGCUGUCCCCACCGCGACCCCCGACACCCAACGUGUCAUCCCUACCGAGAUGGCGCCGUCGAGAGAUGCGCAGAGCGACGGGGAUGAGGAUCGAAUCGCAGAGAGGGAGGCGCAAGGAGAGGACCUCUUUGACGACAUGGAUCCCAAAACACUCGCGGCGCUUUUGCUAGGGGCGCUCAGUCACACCCGGGCGGAGAGCAGGAGGGAGGAAGACCCCGUGGCGGGAGACGAACCCGAAGGAGAAGAGCGGGACAGAGAUGGGCGACUCAAGCUGGAGCUGCUGAUGGCCUCACAAGCAAGGGAGGAGAAGAAGAAAGCCGAGGAAGAAGAGGAGAGGAUGACGGAACGGGUGAGCAGUCGCACCACGAGCCAGACGGUCCCGGCCCGGAAGCAACCGCCGGCCGAGCAAGGCGCCGAGGAAGAGCAGCUCAACCCGGAGGAGCUUAAGAAUCUAGAGACCAUGAUGAAAGAAUUUCCACGUUUGGAUACGGCCGCAAAGAGAGCGGGGGAGCCAAACCAGAGGGAAAGUCGCGGCUAUAGCAGCUACAAUGACAUCAUCCCAUUCAACAAAGGCAACAAUGUGGCGCUGUCCAAGAAGAAACUGAAAUGGCAAGAGGAGACCCAGCAGAACUUGAAUGUUCCAUCAUUCAGAGGCAACUUCAUGGAUGACUUCAAUGACACGCCUCCGCCCGAUGAGGAGGAGGAGGAGGAGACGUUGAGUCCCCAAGAAGAGGAGGCCCGGGCCAAAGCCGAGCAAGAGGAGAUGAGGAGGCAAGCCGCCGAGGUGCAGCGAGCCAAAAUGGAGGAGGAAAAGCUAGCAGACAUCGCCUCGGACAUGUUGCUGCGCUACAUGGUCAAGCAGAACGGCGGCGGCAGGAAGUACGCCUCGUCUUCCCCCAACGCCGCCGAAGACAAGAGGUCCGAAGAAGAGCAGGAGGAGGACGACAUCGACCCCCAGACCAUCGACAAGCUGAUCGAGAUCUCCAGCAAGCUCCACCUGCCCGCCGACGACGUGGUGGACAUCAUCAGCGACGUGGAGAAGAAGAAGAAAAAAGACGUGAACACGCAAAUGCCCGUGUCCUCAUUUCCGGACUCCGAGAGCGGUCUGAUCACCUUUCCCCUCUCCAAGCAACCGUCUCCAUCGCGCCAUCUCCUAAAAAACUGGUUUCAAGAGCAAUCGCCAACGAAAUCCAAGGAAUUCUGGAGCACUCCGGUAUCCAAACCUUAUAUGUGGCCCAAAGCUCUGAAACCGGUGAAGCAAAGCCCCUGGAGUCGGACGCGCUACCCGUACACCCGGCCCUCCUUCUACCCGGUCUACUUCCCUCCUCCUCGCCCCACGUACAGAUACUACGUGCCCAACCGCGCUCUGGCCUUAAACACCUUCCUCCAGCGGUCCCCGUUCCAGCCCAAGCAGCGCUACCUCAACUGGGUGCAGCCCCGCUUCAGGAAGCCCCCUGCCGCCCUGCAGCGCAAGCCCUUCUACCCCAGAUACCGCCUCCCCUCGAGGCCACUGGCCGCUCCCAGAUUCCCUCCGCCACAGGAUCCGUUUUACCAGUCGCCCCCAAAGGGAUACUUGUCCGACAGUAAGGAACAACUGGAGAAAUACAUUGAGCAGCUACUCAUGAAGAGGCCUCGGGUGCAAGACUGAAAGUGGCGAGCCAGCCCGGGAAGGCGGGGCUUAAGGAAGAGAACGGAUCCGGUGUCGAGGAGAUACCAGAGUGUUUCUAUUUUGUCAUCAUUCGAUCCAUUCCGGAAGGGCUUUAAUCGGCCCGCUUCUGAACUCCCAAAACAUUCGAACAAUCAAAGGAUGGUCA
Messenger RNA from Syngnathus acus (greater pipefish), 2606 nucleotides. RefSeq names its product VGF nerve growth factor inducible (gene vgf). The record is from RefSeq and is a predicted model, not a curated record. The coding region runs from base 728 to 2440 and encodes 570 amino acids. Lineage: Eukaryota; Metazoa; Chordata; Actinopteri; Syngnathiformes; Syngnathidae. The transcript is spliced from 2 exons. Gene Ontology annotation, molecular function: neuropeptide hormone activity.